This is a messenger RNA of Megalobrama amblycephala (Wuchang bream), 1813 nucleotides long. Its product is annotated as gastrula zinc finger protein XlCGF52.1-like. The coding region runs from base 48 to 1256 and encodes 402 amino acids. Gene Ontology annotation, cellular component: nucleus. Gene Ontology annotation, molecular function: RNA polymerase II transcription regulatory region sequence-specific DNA binding; DNA-binding transcription factor activity, RNA polymerase II-specific. Lineage: Eukaryota; Metazoa; Chordata; Actinopteri; Cypriniformes; Xenocyprididae. The record is from RefSeq and is a predicted model, not a curated record. Gene Ontology annotation, biological process: regulation of transcription by RNA polymerase II. The transcript has 2 exons.
UGUGCCUUAAAGCGGUUUACAAACUACCAGAAAACGUAAAAAAGAAGAUGAUCGUCUUGAGAAGAAGUAACAGGAAAAUCCAUAGAAAACAAUUGUGCAAUACUAUUGUAAAGAUGGAGUUUAAAGAGGAGACUGAAGAUAUGAAUGAUCCAGAACCAUCCAGAAUAAAACAUGAAGAUACUGAGAAACAAAUAGACUGGACAGAGAUGAAACCACAAAGACACAAACUUAAUGAUGCAGAAAAGGAAUGCCACAACAUCACAACUCAAAGAACAAAAGCUAAUAAGCACACCUGCUCUCAGUGUGGUAAGAGUUUCCAAAAUAAAGGAGACCUAAAUGUACACAUGAGAGUUCACACUGGAGAGAAACCGUAUACAUGUACUCAGUGUGGAAAGCGUUUCCAAAAUAAAGGAAACCUUAACAAACACACAAGAGUUCACACUGGAGAGAAACCAUAUACAUGCUCUCAGUGUGGAAAGAGUUUCAGACAAAGAGGAAACCUUAAUGCACACAUAAGAAUUCACACUGGAGUGAAACCAUUUAACUGUGAUCAGUGUGGUAAACAUUUUCAAUUAUCUAAACAUUUAAAACAACACUUGAAGGUUCAUUCAGAUGAGAGGCCUUAUGCGUGUUCUUUCUGUGGAAAGAGAUUUUCACGACUGGAUAACUGUAAACAGCACCAGAAAACUCAUAAUGAAGUGAGAGAUCAUGUGUGUUUGAACUGUGGGAAGAGCUUUACUAGAGCUGAAAAUCUGAAACAGCACAAAAGAAUUCAUACUGGAGAAAAACCUUACAAGUGCUCAUAUUGUGAAAAGAGUUUCACUCUGACUGGACGCCUGAAAAUACAUGAGCGAGUUCAUACUGGAGAGAAGCCGUACCACUGUACUCAGUGUGAGAAGAGUUUCAUAAGUGCCAAAGGUCUCAGAUAUCAUCUGUAUAUUCACACUGAAGAAAAACCAUUCAACUGUGAUCAUUGUGAUAAAAAGUUUAAAACAUUAUCAAAUCUAAACCUACACCUGAAAGUUCAUUCAGAUGAGAGGCCUCACUUGUGUCCUUUUUGUGGAAAGAGUUUUUCAAGGCUGAUCACUUGUAAACUGCACCAAAGAAUUCAUACUGGAGAAAAACCUUACAAGUGCUCAUCUUGUGACAAAAGUUUCACUCAUUCUGGAAACCUGAAAACACAUGAGCGACUUCAUACUGGAGAGAAGCCACGUUGCUGCACUCAGGAGAGAAUUUCACCCAAUCAAAAACUCUAGUGAUUCAUAUUAAGAAACAUUGUUACACUGAAUAAAUGUUAUCCUCAGAUCUAAUGCUUUCAGGUAAAUAAUGUGAGAUUCAGAUAAAGUAAAUGAAUAGAAAUGCCACAACAUUUGUAGAGAUGUUUUUCUGUUUUGUUGUACACUAUGUCGAGGAACAACAUAUGAAUUCAAUCACUUUAAUUUAUUAAUUUUAAUUUUAAUUAAUUCUUAAUUUAUCUAUGUAAAUUUAGAGACUGGAAAUAAAUGUAACGUAAACCUACAAAAUUAUUAGUAUUCACAUUUAUUCUUUUGAUAAAUGUCUUUUUUAUUAGUCUUAUUAAUCUCUAUAAAUUCUAGUCAUUGAUAGUGUAUUCAUGUAAUCAGCAUUAAUUGUUAUAUUCCUUAUGCUGCAUAAUUAUUUUUUACAUGUUUUUAAUUUCUUUAAUCAUUUAUAUAUAGAUUUUACUAUAUGCUGAUGUGUUUAUUUCCAAAUGUUUCUCUUCUUUGCUGAAAGAUCGAGUGGGUGUAUUUUCCAUCAGAAUUGAUAAAGUGAUGUACGUUUGUAUCAAAACAGA